Molecule: messenger RNA, 279 nt
Organism: Protopolystoma xenopodis
Lineage: Eukaryota; Metazoa; Platyhelminthes; Monogenea; Polystomatidea; Polystomatidae
Source: the annotation of a GenBank genome assembly
AUGGAAGUAGAGGAAGGUGAGCGGUUAUCGUUCCUGGACGUUGAAGUGAUUCGCUAUAAUGGGACGCUCAAAAAGAAAUUGUCUCAUCACAAUUACAGACUGAAGAUUGGAAUAAUGAGGAGCAUUAUCAUCCGAAGCCUACGAUUAACGGACGUAGAAUUCUGGGACGAGGAGCUGGACAAAUUGAGGGAGGAUAUUCCUCGGCAAUGGCUACUCAAUCGAAGUGAUAAAAAGAAACAUACGGGCCGUGAAAAGCCGAUGGCAGAACGGGGACUAUGA